AUGGCAGAAGCAUUCGCCAUCGUCGGCGUCGUCCAAAGUGCGCUAUCUCUUGUCAGCUAUGGUGGAAAAGUUGUCAAGCGUAUUAACGAAUUCAACCAUAACGUCAAAGGAAUGCCAGAGAGCUUCGUAAAGAUCCAACAACGAUUGCCCGUACUGCUAAACAUUGUCGAACAUUUACAAGCGAGCCACAGCGAAUUGAAUGCAAACACAGAGCCCCUCCUCAUACCAUUAUUAGACGGCCUUCGUAAGGAUAUACUGAGCUUCGAUAAGACCCUUUUGAAAGUUUUACCGUCACCGCACGCUUCAAACAAGGAGAAGAUCACCAAAGCCAUCAGAGGUGUUGGAAUCCAGAAGAAGAUUGAUGAAUUCUGGUCGAGCAUCCAGGACUACAUCAAUACACUGAUAGCUUUCCAGCAAACACGCCAUGCCGACUCUCUUCGUAAGUUGAUGGCUAAGGUUGAAGGCCGACUUGAGCGACCUGCGGAGCCACCCACCUAUGAGGCGUCGCUACCGUCUAUACCAAAGACAAACCCGAAACCGGUCUGGAUGGUCAAGUAUAAUCUCGAAGAAGCGUUUGUGGGUCGUGAUGGAAUCAUGAGUACAAUUGAAAUGCAGUUGACGGAGAGUAGCCACCGAGCGGCGCUUGCUGGCAUAGGUGGGGUGGGGAAGUCUCGUAUAGCGAUCCAAUACUCGUACCGACACCGACAGCUGCAUCCCACCAGCCAUAUUUUCUGGGUGCAUGGAGGCAGUAGAUCACGAUUCGAGACCGAUUACCGCAACAUAGCCAGACUGCUCGAUCUGCCGGGUCGCGAAGAUCCUGACCUGGACAUUCUCGGGCUGGUCACUGACUGGCUAAGUGACGAAGCAAAUGGGCCGUGGCUGAUGAUCUUAGAUAAUGCUGAUGACCGUGAUCUCUGGCUGGCAUCUCAGAAGAAAAUUGCCCAGACUAACAGUGCAUUCAUGCCACUCAUCCACCAUCUACCUCGAUGCAUCGCAGGGAGUCUGCUAGUCACUACGAGAGACCGCCAGCUCGGCCAUCAGAUCCUCGAAAGGAAACAGCAACCAUUGCUGAUCUCCAGACUUGAGCCCAAAGAGGCACAAUCUUUGCUAUCAGCCAAGCUCUCAGACCAGCAGCUAAACCUGGAAGUCAUCGAGAAGCUUGCUAGAGAGUUGGAGUACCUUCCCCUCACCAUUACGCAGGCUGCCGCAUAUCUUGAGCAAACCGAGAUUUCAGCGUCGGAGUAUCUCGAGGUUUUCCGAGCAGGCCGAUCAGACAUACCGAACCUGCUAGAAGAGAGCAUCUAUGACCCGAGUCGAGACUACGAAAGUUCCAAUUCCGUCUUUCAAACAUGGCGGCUAUCCUUCGAGCAGCUGACAAUGCAGAGUCCCAAAGCAGCCGACAUGCUAUCCUUGAUGGCCGUUCUCGAUCGGCAGGCGAUACCCUCUGAGCUCAUACAGGCGCCUGGCGGGAAUGUGCUUGAUCGAAAAGCCGCAAUCGCCAAGCUUAAAGCGUUUUCCCUGAUUCAAGAAGAAAGCUCCUCCAACAAAUACAGCCUUCAUCGGUUGGUACAGCUUUCAACGCAAAGAUGGCUGGCCGAUCACGACAAGCUUUCACACUGGCAGAAGGCCGCCGUUGGCGCCGUGGCACGAGAGUACCCCGUCGACGUGACCUUCGAUCAAUGGGCCUUGAUCCAAGAUUUAAGCUCGCAUGUUCAGAUUGUGCUUGCCCAUGACUUUUCCGAUCCAACUCCACUGGUCAACAGAGCGCGUAUACUGCAUUGCCUUGGACACUACACAAUGGAACAAGGCCAAACGAGCGCAGCAUUGCAAAUGCUACUGGAAUCUCACCGACUACGAGAGAAACAGCUCGGCCGGGAAGAUGAGCUCACGCUAGAGACCUUAGGACUGGUCGGUCUAGCGCACAGCAAACUACAUCAACAUAAAUCAGCACGUAAAGUACUCCAACGAUUCCAUGACUCAACAAAUCGCGUCUUAGGACCUCGCCACCGAUUAACUCUAAAGGGCAAGUCACGACUCGCAGUAUGCUAUAACAACGAAGGAAAGCUAAGGGAAGGGAAAGAACUCUCUCUCCAGGCAUUGCAAUUAGUAGAAGAGGAGUUCGGUCCAGACAGUGAAGACACCAUCAGAGUAUUGACAAAUAUUGCAUACUGCUGCAACAGACUACGCCAAUGGCGGGAAGCGGAAGACAUCGGCCUCCGAGUCCUCAAGCAAAGAAUGGAGCAACGAGGUCCCGACCACCCCGAUACACUAAUAAUAAUGGGCGCUCUAGCAUGGACCUACCGCGCGCAAUCGCGCUUCCAAGAAGCCGAAGAACUUGACCGCAAAGCGCUACUCCGCCGACUUGAGAUCCUAGGACCUGACCAUCCAAAAACCCAACUGUCAAUGACGAAACUUGCCGAAAACUGUGGCCUCCUAGGUGAUUGGGAACGAGCGGGAGAGCUGCAGCGAGAGGUUGUGGAGGCGAAGCAACGAACGUUUGGUGCGCAGCAUGGUAGCACCAAGCGCGCGAGAAGAUAUUUAAAACUUGUGGAAGCUGCCUUAAAGGAUGAGGGGAAUGAGCUAGCUGCGGUUCAGUGGUUGACGAAAGGUGGUGGGAAAGAAUCGACCAGGAUGCCUAGAGGUAAUCACAGUGAAAGCGCUAAAACGAGCAGUCACGACUACCACGACUCGGUAAUGCAUAGCAGAAAUGGCUCCACCGUGUCCGUGCCUUGCUUUUCAAGUAUGACACCUGUCACGUCACCAGGCGCUCAGAGACAUUCUCACGCCCCCAGCCCAUCCGACCCCGACCUCCAGGAUGCCCGUAACGAAGUCACCCGCACGUUGCAAGCAAUCAAAGAAGCUCAAGCGCAGUUAGCGCGCCUGAACCGAGAUCUGGCGCAACAUGUCCAAGAAUUCGCUCGUGGCAACAGGACGGUAAGAUCCGCAGAAUUUGAGAUCCUACGAUAUGAUCACAGAGACCAGGUAUACGCCAACAUGAGAAAAGCUCAAACGGAGCAUGAAGGGGCGAAGGAGCGUCUUAUGAGACUUGGAAUGGCCGGAUACAAUGAAAGUGAAGGUGCAAAACGUGAUGGGCAUUCAGCCUCUUCAUUAACGCCGCGAACAGCAAUGCGACCUAACAGCGCGGACAGCCUAGAUACCCUUGUUGAGCCUCAACCUUCGCUACAGGCAUCAUGA
Molecule: messenger RNA, 3195 nt
Organism: Letharia columbiana
Lineage: Eukaryota; Fungi; Ascomycota; Lecanoromycetes; Lecanorales; Parmeliaceae
Exons: 1
Coding region: 1-3195 (1064 amino acids)
Molecular function (GO): protein binding
Source: RefSeq, a predicted model, not a curated record